Messenger RNA from Condylostylus longicornis, 2609 nucleotides. RefSeq names its product kinesin-like protein Nod (gene nod). Lineage: Eukaryota; Metazoa; Arthropoda; Insecta; Diptera; Dolichopodidae. Gene Ontology annotation, molecular function: ATP binding; microtubule motor activity; microtubule binding. The record is from RefSeq and is a predicted model, not a curated record. The transcript has a single exon. Bases 60 to 2534 code for a protein of 824 amino acids. Gene Ontology annotation, biological process: microtubule-based movement; mitotic spindle organization.
UAUAAUAAUAAGCUAAGAAAAUAUUCAAAGGUAUUUAAGUAAAAGUAAAAAAUAUAUCAAUGAGUAGCAGAAAAAUGGAGGAGAAUGUUACUGAUAGUGCAGUUAAGAUCGCUGUACGUGAAUGUCCCUUGAAAACUAAAGAGACUUUCAUUUAUUACAACAAUGAAAUAAAAAAUAUUUUGAUUGCUAAUGAGCGAGCCUAUGCAUUUGAUUACAUUUUCCAGUCACAUGUGGGGCAGAAGGAAGUUUUUGAUACAUUAGCAUAUCCCUUAGUUAAAAAAGCUCUUCAGGGAUAUAAUUGCAAUAUAUUUGCAUAUGGGCAAACAGGAACGGGGAAAACAUACACAAUGGGCUUAGAACAAAACUUAAGAGAUAAAUAUGCUGGCAUAAUACCAAGAUGUUUACAUGAGAUUUUUGACACUGAAGAUAUGGUAUGUAAAAAGAUAUUGGUGUCUUAUAUAGAAAUUUAUAAUGAAAAAGUAUUUGAUAUGCUUUCUUUUGAUCCGAAUGAACAAAUUUAUAUGAAAGGUUGUAAGUUUAGUGGUGGAAACAAAAAAGAAAUAAAGACAGCUGAAGAAGGAUUAAAAAUUUUGUGUGAGGGUAACCGAAAUCGACAUGUUAGACCAACAAAAAUGAAUGCUCAAAGCUCGAGGUCUCAUGCUAUUUUUACUAUAUAUAUAGAACAAAUAGGCGAUAUGGUAAUUACUUCAUCGAUGCUAAAUCUUAUAGACUUAGCUGGAUCUGAAAGUGUUCGAAGAACAGGACAUCAAGGAAUUGCACUUUCUGAAGGGGUUAAUAUUAAUCAAGGUCUUUUGUCUGUUGGGAAAGUAAUACAAGCUUUAAAUGCUGGGAAUAAGGUGAUACCGUAUCGUGAUAGUAUACUUACGUCGGUCCUGCAGGAUUCUCUUAACGUAAAUUCCUACUUAACACUUUUGGCUUGUAUAAGUUCAGAAAAAAUAGAUAAAUCUGAAACCCUUUAUACUUUAAGAUUUGCACAAAGUGCUAAAUUUCUUCGAAAUAAUCCUCUUGCAAAUAUAGCUUUGUCGCAAUAUCAAAAAUUAAAGCAAAAAACGCCAUCAAAGGCAACUCCAUUACGCACAAAGAAUAGUUUUACACCUUUCGCGAAAAGCAAAAAUAUGAAAUCAAUAAAUUCUUUAAAAAAGUCAAAUAGUUUCUGCAGUCCCAGAAAUAUACGGAAAUUUGACAUUAAACGAUUUAAUAAUACUGAAAUACAAAAGAAAUUUAAAUCAUCGAAUGAAGAAGUGAGAGCCCAUGAAUAUGAGGUGAUGAAUUGUGAUUCAAACGCCAUGAAGUUGUCGAUUGAAUCAAGGUGUUCACUAACAAGCUUACUUAACGUUUCUACUUCAACAACUUUGGAAGUUGCCGCUGCUGAAAUUGAUAUUCCGUCACAAAAGCUUGUGACUGGUUUUGAAAUAAUCUCACAAAAACAAGAUAAAAGAGAAAGUACUAAGAGUAAUAACGAUUCUGUAAAAACAAUUGAAAACCAGUUAGAAACUCGAUUUCAACCAACAACAUUUUGGAGUUCAAUUAAGGAAGAUUUGAGGAACAUAAUAAGAGAUGAACUAACUUCGUUAAAUAAAAAUAAAUCUAGCUUAAAAAUAUCCGAAGAUUCACCAAGCCAAUACAAACUCAACAAAAUUGAUGAAGAAGGUGAAAAAUAUUUAACUUUAAACACAACAGAAAAAUUAAAAGAGGAUUUUGACUCAAGUGCAGUUUUUAUAAAGAUGAAAGGUAAUAUACGAGAUCUUAUUAGGCAAGAAUUGUCAACUCUAACAAAAAGCGAAGUAAACGUUGUUUCAGAUGUCGAACAUUCCAAUUUAAAUGAAAAAUUUUACCAAGUAUUUCAAGACAAUUUUAUAUUUAAGGCUCCAGAUUCCUUUUCACUUUCGAACAAGGAAAUCAAUCCUAAUAACAUACUUGACUCAACACAAAACAUACUUUACUUUGAACAGAACAAACGACUAUCAAGGCACAUAAAUUCACACAUGGAAAUUGACACUUCAACUUUAUCAAAUUCAACAAACCUAAGUUCAUUAAACCGUCAUGCUUUAAGGCGAAGUCAGAGACUGUCAAAGCUUUUCAUUAAGAAAAAUAACGUUUUAGAAAACAAAAAUUUACGUCGUUCUUGCAGACUGGAAGCGAAAAAGGUGGAAUCCUUGCAAACUAACAAGAAAACCGAAACUGAAAUAAAAAAAGACAAAUCUUCAGUAGCAAAAAAUAAAAAUAAUGAUCUAAAAAUAACAAAUAAAACCAUUUCGAGUUAUUUCAACAACUUAUCAAAUAAAAAUAAGAAUACUGUCAAGCUUAAGCAUCAGAAAGCUGUUUUAGAUAUUCUAAAUAAUGGAACAAUAAAAGAAUUGCAAAUUUUACCAUACAUUGGUUUAAAAACAGCUUAUCAAAUUAUAACUCAUAGAACCUUAAAUGGUAAAUUUAAAAACUUUGACAUAGUGUCAAAACUUCCAGUCUGGAGAGGAAAGGCUUGGGAUCGCUUUAAGGAAGCAAACAAUUUGUAACAUGCAAACAAAUAUCUUUUUAACUAAUGUUUUAAUUUUUCAAAAGUUUACAAAUUGUCGACAAUAAUUAUAUGU